This is a messenger RNA of Durio zibethinus, 1026 nucleotides long. RefSeq names its product Acyl-CoA N-acyltransferases (NAT) superfamily protein. The record is from RefSeq and is a predicted model, not a curated record. Gene Ontology annotation, molecular function: N-acetyltransferase activity. Gene Ontology annotation, biological process: mitotic sister chromatid cohesion. NCBI's taxonomy places the organism in Eukaryota, Viridiplantae, Streptophyta, Magnoliopsida, Malvales, Malvaceae. Gene Ontology annotation, cellular component: NatA complex.
AUGGCUCACUUACUACAGAGCCAGUCUUUUAUUUCAAGGAGUGUGUGGACAGAGCCCCGGCUACAGCACCAAGCUCACACAUGCGUUAAACUCAGUGAUCAUCCUCAUGGAAGCUGGAAAAUCUAUGGGAAGAAAAGAGCAAGAGGGACUUCUUCUUUCAAUGGUUGUGUUGUGCAGUGCUGCACUACUUCUUCUUCUUCUCCUUCUUCAGCCUCGAUGUCAUCAGCCAAGGCUGGUGUGAAGCUGGCUGUAAAUGCAGUGGAAGAUAAUAAUAACAGCAGAUGGAAAGAUAGAGAGGACCAGCCUUUUUAUUUGGCAAGCGAGUACGGAUGGAAAGUGAGGAGAUUGGAGGAGGAUCAAUACGAAAUAAGGAAGGUUGCCCAAAUUCAAGCAGAAGCAUUCCACCAACCAAUGGCCUUCUUCGAUGAUCUAUUCUUUCAGUUCUUCGAGGCGGAGGUGCUUUCCGGGCUCAUAUACAAACUUAGGAACUCACCUCCAAGCAGGUAUGCGUGUUUAGUCGCUGAGUCUUCCACGGAUGCUAAUUCUGAAUCGCAAAGAAAACCGGUGGGCGUCGUGGAUGUCACAGUGUUAAGAGACGAGGCUGUUCUUCAACACCUUCAUGGGGCAGAGGAAUACCUUUAUGUUUCGGGGCUCGCUGUUUCAAAAAGCUUUCGGAGGAGGAAGAUCGGUAGUUGCUUGCUCAAAGCUUGUGAGGUGCUGUCGGUUUUGUGGGGUUUCAAGUAUCUUGUCCUUCGGGCUUAUGAAGAUGACUUUGGUGCUCGCACGUUGUACACAAAUGCAGGCUAUCGAGUUGUCUCAGGUGAUCCGCCAUGCUUGACUUCUUGGAUUGGGAGAAGGCGUCGUGUUCUUAUGAUUAAACAAUGUAGUUUCCUUAACCUUAUUUAGCUCUUCCUUUCAGUCUCGUAUAUAACAAGGAUCGUAGAUCGGAGAAUGGAGAAACAUCAGUAUAUAUGUUUUUUCCCUUGUUUAUUACUUUCAGGCCAACUUAUAUCACAAAGAUAUGAC